Aspergillus heteromorphus CBS 117.55 is the source of this 2195-nucleotide messenger RNA. RefSeq names its product rhomboid family membrane protein. The transcript is spliced from 3 exons. Gene Ontology annotation, biological process: proteolysis. Bases 415 to 1956 code for a protein of 513 amino acids. Gene Ontology annotation, cellular component: membrane. NCBI's taxonomy places the organism in Eukaryota, Fungi, Ascomycota, Eurotiomycetes, Eurotiales, Aspergillaceae. Gene Ontology annotation, molecular function: serine-type endopeptidase activity. The record is from RefSeq and is a predicted model, not a curated record.
CCCAGCCCUGCGUGUUUGCUUGCCCGUGCCUGCCUGCCUGCCUGCCUGCUCUUGGGGAUUGCUCUCUUACGCCCACUCUCCCCUCGUUUGGUUGCAUCGCCCUGGUGUCGGUUUCUUUCUUUGUCAAUUGUUGGGGGCCGUGAUUGCGCCUGUUUACAGUUCAGGGGUACCAGGUACAUUCUUACAUUCGUCUUACUAUAGUCUGGUUCUUGUUCUGGCUCUGGUCGCCCGCCAUCGCCAAACGUGCCGUCACCCCCAGCUCCGGCCACCCCUGUCAGCCGUCCUCCUUCAACCUCAUCCAUCGCAUCGGCCAGACUUUGUCGGGCAAUUGCAUACCCUUCCUACACCGAUCGGCAAUCAACCGCCCUCGCGUCCCCCUCCCACCCCCCAAGUCAGCCUGGCUGGCCAUUCAAUAUGGCAGCCAACAAUUACUACAACGGCGGAUAUAGCAGCAACCCGCCUUCCUACGAUCAAGCCAAUCCUCACGAUCAUAACCUCCCAGCCUCCGGCCACCCCGACUUCAACACACAUCCAUAUGAGCCCACCACAUCCGACCCCCAUCUCCACUACAGUCAACAAUCUCUGGGUUCCGACCAGAGUGCAUAUGCAGCUGGAGGGAGAUUGGACGACAACAAUCACUACGCGGAAAAUAUUCCCCUGAAGAGCAACCAGUACACCAUUGGACCGCCGCCGCCGAAUUGGAUGCACCAACCCACGCAGUAUUCGCCCUCCCCCGACCCGAUAGAGCCACCGGUCGCCCUGGCAGCCCGUCAGAAAGCAAAGAGGAAGGGAUUCUUUCAGAAAAAGGUCCCAUGGGUGACGUACACAUUUACCCUGGUCCAGAUCAUCGUGUUUAUCGUGGAGCUGGUAAGGAACGCCCAGCUCACAGGUUCUGUGAUUGAGACGAAACCCUCGUUCAAUGUGAUGAUCGGUCCUUCGCCAUAUGUGCAGAUCUACAUGGGGUCGCGGUACACCCCGUGUAUGAAGAAUGUUCCCGGAGUUCAGAAUUUGAACGAAACGAUUCUAUUUCCUUGCCCGAACUCCACUACAACAGAAUCUCACUGUACGCUGUCGGAACUGUGUGGUUUCAACGGCGUCCCGAAUCCUCAUCCCCACGGGUCUCUGGACGACCGGCCCGAGCCCAACCAAUGGUUUCGGUUCAUUAUCCCCAUGUUCAUCCACACGGGGAUCAUUCACAUCGGCUUCAACCUGGCCGUGCAGCUGAGCAUGGGGGUGGAUAUGGAACGGAUGAUCGGCUGGUGGCGAUACUUUUUGGUCUAUGUCGCCAGUGGUAUCUGGGGUUUUGUUCUUGGGGGCAACUACGCCGCUCAGGGUGAAGCGUCAUGCGGUUGUUCUGGUGCGCUAUUUGGCGUCCUUGCGCUCUUCAUCUUGGACCUGUUGUAUACGUGGAAAGAGCGCCCCGCGCCUUGGGUGGAGCUGAUAAUCAUGAUAUUGGGUAUAGCCGUCUCCUUCGUGUUGGGCCUUCUCCCUGGGUUGGAUAACUUUGCCCAUAUUGGAGGCUUCAUCAUGGGGCUCGCACUUGGCCUGUGCCUUUUGCGGUCGCCCAACGCGUUUCGCGAGCGGAUUGGGCUUGCGCGCAACCCCUACGUGGCCAUGAGCGGCGGCGCCGGAGGGGCUACCGCGGAGGACACCCAGAAGGUGUCUUCGAGCCCCAACCUGGUCGACUUCUUCAAAGGGCGACGGACUCGCAACGCGGCUGGUGCAGAGAACAAGAUGAACCCGAUGAACUUCUUCCGGGGUCGGAAGCCACUGUGGUGGGCGUGGUGGCUGGUCCGUGUAGGCGCCUUGGUGGCGGUGCUCGUCGGCUUCAUUCUCCUUAUCAUCGACUUUUACAAAUAUCCGAAGUCUAAUUGCUCCUGGUGCUACCGCCUGAGCUGCUUACCGAUCAAGGAUUGGUGCGAAGAGGGCAAUCUGACGACGGAUAACACUUCAUAAAGGAUAGCUGGAGCACUUCCGAUAUCUUUCUUCUCUGUUUUCAUAUGGAUGGGUACAUUGUUUUUAGUUUUUGAGGAUAUCCCUGGAUGCAAGUUCAAUAUCAUACAAAUGAGCCGGUGUUUGGAGCCGAUUGCAGCGGUGAUCUAGAUAGCCCAGCGGAGUCAUGUGUAUAAACCACCACCUAGGUACGGGAUGGCAACCCCAAUGAGAUAAAUGCAUUAUGAUACGAGCGAGUCCGC